Hermetia illucens (black soldier fly) is the source of this 2889-nucleotide messenger RNA. RefSeq names its product cleft lip and palate transmembrane protein 1 homolog. The record is from RefSeq and is a predicted model, not a curated record. Gene Ontology annotation, cellular component: endomembrane system; membrane. Bases 502 to 2478 code for a protein of 658 amino acids. NCBI's taxonomy places the organism in Eukaryota, Metazoa, Arthropoda, Insecta, Diptera, Stratiomyidae. The transcript is spliced from 2 exons.
CAGAAAGCGUUUUUAAAUGAAAUCGAAUACAUGACUAGUUCGAGUCCCGUGAAAUUUCCCCACAGUAAAAAACCAAAACAGCCCCGGUACCACCAGCCGUCAUACAUGCACGGCCGCCAACCGCAUCUCCCUAAGUUCGACGUCAACGACAGACCUCAAUUUUGACGUUUCAUCCUAAAAGAACAAGAUCGUGGCGAGAGCGGAGAAUCAUCGUUCGCAAUCCGCAGGAGAUACCCAUCGUCGUGAUCGACUAUCUCUCGUCGCGCGACUUUCUUCGCAAAAUUCUGAGAUUCAGUCGAAAUUCCCGUCAACAGUUACCGCGCACACGUACGUCAUCCCCUGCCAUUCAAAACCCGCAUCAUCUGUGAUAUGUUUUAGUUAGGGAUCUCGACGUGUUUUCCAUUAAAAAAAAAUCAAUUUAUCGCGGCCGAAAAUUAUCUUUGGUCCGCCUAAAAUUUUCCCAUAAAUUAGCCGCACACAAUCGAGUGUUGUUCAAACACAAUGCCGAGCGGCGAGCAAUCGAAAGUGGUCGCGACCACGGCGGCCAGCAGUAAUUCCGCGAGCGAACAGUCGUCGGAAGCUGGAGCGCAAGGUCAAGACGGCCAAGUCGCGCCGGGGACUCCGGGUGCCCCGCAGCAGCCGCAGCCCACACGGAUGGAGUCCUUCAUGGCGCUGGCCAAAUCGCUGAUCAUCCGGGCGCUGAUUAUCUACUUCAUCUCAUCGUUUUUCCGGAAACCCGUAGCACCACAAAAUGACCCGCAAAAGAACCCAGCGGCGACCGGCCCCCGGGUGUCCGCCUGGAACUUCUUCGAGAACGGAACGUACUUUGACCUGCACGUGUACCUGUCCGAAAGUUACGACCACGCUGAUUUUGAAAAUCCAGAGAGUCUGAUAUGGUUCCAGCCCGGCCUUGUGUACGGCGACUGGAGCAGCGGCGCGGACGGGGACGGCACUUACGUGCACCACAAGCAGAUCAAGGCCUCAGAAAAUCUGAUGCGAAACGGCUCCAUUUACUUGCAUGCGUUUGUCACGAAGAUGGGCCGCAGUCCUAACCCGAAGGCUGGGGAUAACUACGCCGGACAGAUGAUGGGACACGCACAAAGGAUGCUGAACAAGUACAAGAAGCUCCGAGCGAAUCGCAACUACAACCUCCUGAGCGGCGGCCCAACCCCUAGCGAAGAGGUAGCCGCGGCAGCACAAAAGGACAUAAUCGUGUCGCAUUGGCAUCCAAAUCUCACGAUUAAUCUGGUGACGGACCAGACAAACUGGGUGCGGGGAUCGAUUCCGCAACCGCUGGACGAGUACGUGGAGUUCGUUCAUGAUGGACGCACUUACCUUCCUAUUGUGUUCCUCAACGACUACUGGAACAUGGCCCGCGAAUACAUGCCCAUUAACGAGACAACUCCCGUACUUGAUCUCACCCUCACAUUCCAGCCCCUGAGCCUAUUCAAGUGGCAGCUGUACGCGGCACAAGCCAUGAAGCACAAAUGGACGAGCAACAUCUUCGGAGAAUUGAUGUCGGGUGGCGGCGGCGAGGAGACUGACGAGGACCAGGAUUCCCUCAAGGAGACACUGCUCGAGACAAACCCGUACCUACUAGGCCUCACAAUCGCCGUUUCCAUUUUGCAUUCCGUAUUCGAACUGCUCGCCUUCAAAAACGACAUUCAAUUCUGGAACAACAGAAAGUCCCUGGAAGGACUCUCGGUGCGGUCCGUGUUCUUCGGCGUUUUCCAGUCGCUGAUCGUGCUCCUGUACGUCUUGGAUAACGAGACAAAUUUCAUGAUUCGAAUCUCGUGCUUCGUCGGACUCGGCAUUGAAGUGUGGAAGAUCCAGAAGGUGGUGGACAUCAAAACCGACUCCAGCAGGAAGUUCCUAGGCAUAUUCCCGCGCCUCGAAUUCAAAGACAAAGGGUCCUACGUGGACUCCUCGACGCGUCAGUACGACAAUCUAGCAUUCAAAUACCUGGGCUGGGUGUGCUUCCCGCUUCUCGUAGGCUACUCGGUGUACUCGCUCAUCUACAACGAGCACAAGGGUUGGUACUCAUUCAUCCUCAACAUUCUCUACGGCUACCUGCUCACCUUCGGGUUCAUCAUGAUGACGCCACAGCUCUUCAUUAACUACAAACUGAAGUCCGUUGCCCACCUGCCGUGGCGGAUGAUGACCUACAAAUUCCUCAACACCUUCAUUGACGACAUCUUCGCCUUCGUGAUCAAGAUGCCGACGAUGUACCGCCUGGGCUGCUUCCGCGACGACAUUGUCUUCUUCAUCUUCCUGUACCAGCGCUGGAUCUACAAGGUGGACCACAAGCGCGUCAACGAGUUCGGCUUCUCGGGCGAAAUGGAAGAGGAGGCCAAGAAGCGGGUGGCCGUCGCGGCUAACUCGAACCACGUGCCCGUCGGUGAGGACGCAGCCGCUGUGGCGGACAGUGCGCCCGCCGCGGAGCCCAAGAAGAGUCCGGCAGCAAAGAAAAAAGACUAGGUAGGAACUAGUGCAACACAAAUGUAAUCAGAGUAAUAUUAAAGUUACGUAGGUAAACUAAUAGCGGCGCGAGAGGGCAGUCUUAGCUUAAGUUCCGUUGGAUAGGAUAUGAUUUAGUUUGUCCCCGCCCUUGAGUUGUUUUUUCUGUUUAUUGUGUUAAUAUAUGAUAUAUGAUUGCGGAGCCGUUAGCCUGGUUAUGAAUGGUCCCCAUCCCCGCCUCUGUUUGUCCCAUUUUGUUGUCUCAUCCCCUUUGUCUUGCGAGCAGUGUCGGAUGCUCUAUCUCCCGAGAUAAGGCGCGAAAUAAACCUCUGCCGUUCUAAAUGUGUGUGAAAUGCUAAAGAUAAAUGAAUAAGAUGUAAUACUGAGAUAAAUAUUAUUGGUAAAAUAAACUACCAAAAAAGUAUACAGAAA